AUGUGCUCCUACCUCCAGCGGCAGCUCAAAAUAAAGCCCUCGGCCCUCAAGGAGUUCGACCAAAAGGUCCGGCGCGACUCCAAGGGCUCUGGACCGUAUCCUUCCACCCACACCCAGCUCGCCCCGGGCGCGGCUAUCCCCGACAGCGCGACGCACAGCCUUCACGCGUCGUCGCACGAAGACCCGUCCCCCGACCGCCACGCGCAGCACAACAGCGCGGCGCUCCCACGGCCGAAGGUGUACCCCAAAGCGUUCGUCGCGCCGAGCCGUGGCAGCUCGAGGCCCUGA
Messenger RNA from Epithele typhae, 288 nucleotides. RefSeq lists its product as uncharacterized. The record is from RefSeq and is a predicted model, not a curated record. The transcript is spliced from 2 exons. NCBI's taxonomy places the organism in Eukaryota, Fungi, Basidiomycota, Agaricomycetes, Polyporales, Epitheliaceae. Bases 1 to 288 code for a protein of 95 amino acids.